Molecule: messenger RNA, 1122 nt
Organism: Trichoderma citrinoviride
Lineage: Eukaryota; Fungi; Ascomycota; Sordariomycetes; Hypocreales; Hypocreaceae
Exons: 5
Coding region: 1-1122 (373 amino acids)
Source: RefSeq, a predicted model, not a curated record
AUGCGCUUGUUUAGGACCAGUGCCCUGCAAAAGGGCUGCUUUAUCUUUCUAGUAUUGGCCUUCUCGACGUUGAUUUCUGCCGUCGAUGUCAACGUUUGCUCUAGUUUCAACACGGCCGAGACGCCACUGAACGUCAGCAUAUACCAAACGAAUGGACUGUGCCAAGGAUUUUGUAUAAAGAAGAACUACGCCUUGGCCAUCACGCAGCAGAACUCGUGCUGGUGCUCCAACUACUAUCCCGACAAGGGCUCGACAGUCGACGUCAAGGAUUGCAACGUACCUUGCCCUGCCUGGCCUACCGAGUACUGCGGCGGCCAAGGCUUGUUUGGCUAUCUCGUUCUUAACGAAGUGGCCCCGUCGGGCACGAAGACGGCGCCGGCUUCCUCCACGACACCCACCCAGCUGAGCACCGUGAUCGUGACCGAUAGUGUGACUAAGACUGUGGUGCAGAGCACAGCUUCAACCUCCGCUUCGACGUCCUCCAGCUCCAUGGCUACCUCCACCUCCGCCUCUUCUACUUCCUCAUCUUCUUCCUCUUCCUCUUCCUCCACUUCUUCCACCACUUCUUCCUCCACAUCAGAGACGCCGACUACUUCUACAAGUAGCUCAUCCUCUAGCAGAGCUAACAUUAGUAGCAGCACCGGCAGCUCUCCAACACCGACAGAGGAUCCAAGCAAAGAUCAAAGCGGCGGCGGCAGCACCAGCGAUGGGUCGUCCAAAAAGUCGGGUCUGAGCAGCGGUGCCAUUGCCGGAAUUGCGGUUGGCGUGGUUGGCGGUGUGCUGGCCAUUGCCGCUGCUCUCUUGUUCUGGUUCCUGCGACGAAGAAGACAGGGCAAGGACGAGUACCAAAACGACCCGAGCGUACGAGGCAGCUCAUCCGGCAUGGUGGGAGUCCCCGGAGACUUGACGGGCAACAGCGGCUCGCCGGCCUCGCCCGUUUCGGUUGCCAACAGAAACAGCACGAUCCAGAUCGAUCCCCGAAUGGACCCGUUCAAGCAAGGCCUCUACAUCCGCGGUAGCCACGAAAGUCUUAACACGCUGCGCGACGACCACGACUAUUCGCGACGCAUCCAGCCGCCCAAGGUGCUUCGGGCCGUGAACCCGGAUCCCGAAGAGCCCUAA